Messenger RNA from Heterotrigona itama, 656 nucleotides. NCBI's taxonomy places the organism in Eukaryota, Metazoa, Arthropoda, Insecta, Hymenoptera, Apidae. The record is from the annotation of a GenBank genome assembly.
AUGGUUGGAAGACCAGAUAUCGAAGAAAGUAGAACAAAAUAGGCGAAUUCAGAGCACGUGGAUCGUGUCGAACGAUCGUUAAUCUUCUUCCUCGCGAUCUCUCGGUUCGAAACCACGAACGACAAGUGGUCCCGGGAUUCGAUCACGCGAGACAAGGAAUAUCGCGUGAAGAAACGGGAUACCACGGUCCCCUCUCGGUCUCCAAAGAACAAACGGAAGGAAUGGACCCCCUGUUCACCGUUUAUUUUACGACGUGAAAAAGGUGGCAGCACCAUCCGGAUGGUGAAAGUCCUUCGACGAAGAGGAAGGAGUGGUGGUGCACAUAUAGAGGGGCGAGAGGGCGCGGCUUGUCCAGACACUCUUUGUCCUGACAACGACGAUGACGGCGACGACCACGACGGCCACGAUGUCGCCGAAGUUCCUGUUCCUUCUCGGAUCCCUCUUUCUGUUCGCCGGUGAGUACACUGUAGCUGUUGCUACGUCUUCUCUAUUUCCGUUUCAUUCACGAACAUCGAGCAUCGCGGCAACAGGUUGUUUUUUUCACAUUUUCUUUUUUUUUUUUUUGAAGAAUUAAUGGAAAGAAAGUUGAAACUUUCGAACUAACUAAAAUUUCGAGAUCUCGAAGUUUGAAUUUAGAUGGAAGUUACGAGUUUUAA